Molecule: messenger RNA, 3651 nt
Organism: Hydra vulgaris (swiftwater hydra)
Lineage: Eukaryota; Metazoa; Cnidaria; Hydrozoa; Anthoathecata; Hydridae
Product: probable ATP-dependent RNA helicase DHX37
Biological process (GO): maturation of SSU-rRNA from tricistronic rRNA transcript (SSU-rRNA, 5.8S rRNA, LSU-rRNA)
Cellular component (GO): nucleolus; intracellular anatomical structure
Molecular function (GO): RNA binding; ATP binding; helicase activity
Source: RefSeq, a predicted model, not a curated record
AUGUUAGAAAUGGCAAAACUUAAAAAGUGUUUUAAUAAAAAAGCUCGUCAAAUUUCAUCACAGUCUAUUGAAGAUUUGCAAAAAAGCUCUUCUGAGAUUGCCAAAAAAGUAAAACUCGAAGAUGAAGAAUAUAAGAGCACGAGAGAUGAAACAAAUGUAAUGAUCUUAAGUGCAAAAAAAAAAAUUGUUAAAAAAGUUAAUCCUUCAAAUGAAAAAAAGAUAAAAAAAACUUACUAAAAAACAGAAGAAAAAAUUGCUGCAGAUUGUUGAGCAAAAAAAAAAAAAAGAGCAGCGUGCUGAAAUUUUAGCAUCAUUGGCUAAUGUACAAGUAUCUAAAGAAGAACUUUCUCUUUAUAAAUCAACUUCUAAGAUAGGCCAGCCGGAAUCCUUAAAAAGGAAAGUAGCUGUUGAAUCGAACUCUGCCACCGAAAUAAAUUCUAUAUCUAAAAGACGGCGAAAUCGGAAACAAAAAUCAAAAGAGAAUUCUUCCACUUUUGUUAUGCAAUGUGAUUCAAAAGAAAAUAACGAAUCAAACUCUGAUGAAGAAAACUCAGAAAAUGAAAGUUCUGAAUGUAAAGAAGAUAUUGAAAUUAAAAAAGAAAAUAUUGAAAUAACUAAAGAUGUGUAUAAUGUAGAUCAUAAUAAUGAAAUAGAUAAUCAAAAAGAUUUAAACAAAAAUUUUAUUAAACUGCAAAAUGUUGAAGUUAACGAUAUCAUAAAAGGACCAGUUAGUUUAGUCAAAGAUAGUGCUUUAACAUCUGAGAAUCUUGUUAAAGAUAGUAUUUCAACACCUAUUAAUUUAGCUAAAGAUAGUGUCUCAACACCUGUCAAUAUAGUAAAAGAAAGUGCGCCAGCUUCUGUAAAUAAACCACUUUUUGUUGAAAUAAGCAGAAACAAUGAUAUUCAAGCAGCUCGUUUAUUACUACCUAUUUUGGCGGAAGAACAGGUGGUUAUGGAAACAAUUAAAGAAAAUGAUGUUGUUAUAAUCUGCGGAUCAACCGGAAGUGGUAAAACAACUCAAGUACCUCAAUUUCUUUUUGAAGCUGGUUAUGGAACUCAUAAUCCUCACUCUGGUUUGAUUGGUGUUACUGAACCGCGUCGAGUUGCAGCAAUAUCUAUGUCCAAGCGUGUUGCCCAAGAAAUGAGUUUACCAGAAAGUAAGGUUUCUUAUCAAAUUCGAUAUGAAGGCAACAUAACAGAAAACACUGUGAUAAAGUUUAUGACUGAUGGUGUUCUUCUAAAAGAAAUGGAGACAGAUUUUUUGUUGAGCAAAUACUCUGCAUUGAUCAUUGAUGAAGCCCAUGAACGCAGUGUCUACACUGAUAUUCUAAUUGGUUUAUUGUCUCGAGUUGUUCCUAUGAGAAAUAAGCAAGGAAAACUUCUUAAAUUAAUAAUCAUGUCUGCUACAUUGCGUGUUGAAGAUUUUACAGAAAAUAAACGCUUAUUUUCUACUCCUCCUCCUACACUAAAAAUAGAUUCUCGCCAAUAUCCUGUUACAAUACAUUUUAAUAAAAGAACAGUAGAAGAUUAUAUGUCUGAAGCUUACAAAAAGGUUUGCAAAAUUCAUCGCACACUUAAGAAUGACGGUGGUAUACUUGUGUUUUUAACUGGUCAGAGUGAAGUGCUAACUUUAUGUAAAAAACUAAGGAAUUCAUUUCCAGCUGUUAAAACACCAGUUGUACAUAAAACAAUAACAAUCAAUGCUAAAAAUCAGAAAACAGAAAAUCGUGUUAAUAUCGAUUUAGACAGUUAUGAGGCAAAUCCAAAAUAUACUCCUGAUGAAUAUUUAGAAAUGGAAUCAGGCGAUGAAGAUAUUUAUGAAGAAGAUAACGAGCUGUUUGAAGAUGAAAAAGGAGAUACCCUCACAGAUGCAAUCACAGAUUGUUCGAUACCGCUUUAUGUUUUGCCACUGUACUCUAUGUUACCUAGUGAUAAACAAGCUCAGGUGUUUUCAUCUCCACCAUCUGGUUUUCGUUUAUGCGUAGUAGCAACAAAUGUUGCAGAGACUUCAUUAACUAUCCCUGGAAUUAAAUAUAUUGUUGAUUGCGGAAAGGUAAAAAAAAGAUUUUAUGACAAAAUAACUGGAAUGUCUACUUUUAGGGUUACUUGGACCUCAAAAGCAUCAGCUGACCAAAGAACUGGAAGAGCUGGUCGUGUUGGUCCUGGUCACUGCUAUAGACUUUAUUCAUCUGCUGUAUUUCAAAAUGAGUUUGAGGAUUUUUCUGAAGCAGAGAUUCAACGUCGGCCUGUUGAUGAUCUUUUAUUACAAAUGAAGGCCAUGUGUAUUGACAAAGUUGUUAACUUUCCGUUUCCUUCACCUCCUGAUUUAAAAGCCCUACAAGCUGCAGAAAAAAUUUUAAUAGAUCUUGGAGCAUUGAAAAUUCAAUCUUCAAAAAAAGGAAGUGAUGUUGCAGUUAUUACAUCUUUGGGUAAACAAAUGUCUAAAAUACCAGUAUCUCCACGGUUUUCAAAGAUGAUUUUACUUGCGAGUAAAGAACAAGGUAUUUUACAAUUCGUAAUAGCAAUAGUUGCAGCUCUAACAGUUAAGGAGAUAUUUACUGACGAUAUUGACUUUUCAAACCAGCCAGAACUUGAGCUUGACGAUCUUAAGAAAAAGAAACAAAUGAUCACAAUAGCAAGAAGAAGUUGGGCGGGUAGUGGUGAAACGGCAUUGCUUGGUGACCUGAUGGUUAUUUUAAGAGCUGUAGGUUCCUGUGAAUAUGCUGGUUGUACUGAAAAUUUUUGCAAAGAAAAUGGACUAAGGUAUAAAGCAAUGACAGAAAUCAGAAAAUUGCGUUCACAACUCACAAAGACUGUGACUUCUGCGGAAGAAUCUGUUGAUGUAAUUCUUGAUCCAAAAAUGAAUCCUCCAACUGAUGACCAGGCAACAUCAAUCAGAAAAAUUGUUCUUUCUUGCUUUGGUGAUCGUGUAGCACGAAAAAUUCCAAUUGAAGAAGCGAAAUCACUUAAAGUCAAGAAUGCUUACAAAUGCUGUUCCUCAGAUGAACCUGUUUAUAUUCACCCAACUUCAUCCUUAUUUUCCAAGCUGCCUGAGUUUCUUGUUUAUCAAGAGAUCAUUGAAACUAGCAAAUUGUACAUGAAAACUAUUUUAUGUACAGAAGAGGAGUGGUUACCAAAGUAUGCUCAUUACAUGUGUAGUUUUGCAAAACCGCUAGAGGAUGUUCCUCCUGUUUACAAUGAAGAAGAGGGGGUGGUUAAAUGUUACAUGACUUGCACAUAUGGUUCUCAUGUAUGGAAGAUUUCCCCCCAACUUCUCACUUAUCCAAAUAGUCCUGAAAAAUAUCGUUGGUUUGCUCGUUUCAUAUUAGAAGGCCAGGUCAUAAGUAGUCUUAAAAAAUUUGCUGAAUAUUUGGUAACACCGGCCUCAAUAAUGGUGAAGAGCUGGGCGCACUUGCAACCAAAAACCGAUAAGUUGUUGAAUUGUUUGAUGCAAGAAAACAUUGAUUGCAAAGAAAAAUUAAUUAAACAUUGGAAAAAAGACAACAAAUUUUUAUUGAAGGAAUAUUUGCUUUGGGUUAGCGAAGUCAAACACGAUGAAGUCGUAACUUUAUGGCCUCCUUUUAAAUAACAUAUUUUGAUUCCUUUUACAUGUGUCAAAACUUGUUUUUUUGAAAAAAAAUCCUCGUUUAA